This is a messenger RNA of Penicillium coprophilum, 549 nucleotides long. RefSeq names its product RidA family protein. The coding region runs from base 1 to 549 and encodes 182 amino acids. NCBI's taxonomy places the organism in Eukaryota, Fungi, Ascomycota, Eurotiomycetes, Eurotiales, Aspergillaceae. Gene Ontology annotation, molecular function: deaminase activity. Gene Ontology annotation, cellular component: cytosol. The transcript has 3 exons. The record is from RefSeq and is a predicted model, not a curated record.
AUGGCCACUCAGUCCAUACCUGAAGACUGCGCACAAUCCACGAUGUCAGAACAAGCCGAAGAUCCUCCGGAAUAUCACACCAUUCAGCGCCCGAGGGCUCUCAUUGAAUGCAUACAGACCCCAUCUGCCCCUCUCCGUAAGCCAUUUUUACAAUCUCUAAGGCCAGCUUUUUCUUUAUCACUAAUGCAAUCUCCUUUAGCCCCGAGCGGCUCAUCUCAGGCAUUCAAAGUCAACGGAAUGAUCUACGUGGCAGGCCAAAUAGGGGCCUUGCCUAGUGGCGUCCUUGUUACCGGACAAACUGCAACCGUGGAACGAAUUUUCCGCAAUAUCGAGGCGAUCCUGAAGGCGGCUGGUUCGAGUUGGGACAGGGUCAUUAAAACUACGGUUUAUUUUAAAGAAUAUGUUCACGGAAAAGGGAAAUUCGAGGCUCACUAUCAACGGGUGCUCCCCUUUGCACCACCACGAACUACUAUUGUGGUUCCAAGGAUUGAAUCAAAGGGGGUUAUUACAAGCGCAGAGAUACAAAUGGAGGUUAUAGCAGUGGAGUAG